Molecule: messenger RNA, 1983 nt
Organism: Drosophila ananassae
Lineage: Eukaryota; Metazoa; Arthropoda; Insecta; Diptera; Drosophilidae
Exons: 4
Coding region: 96-1805 (569 amino acids)
Source: RefSeq, a predicted model, not a curated record
GAUCAUUAAUUUUUAACAGUCCAGCCCCGCUUAACACUUUAGAGCUUCUCUAAGCAAACAUAAAAUUACAUAUAUUUUUUGAGAGAAUCACAGACAUGGAGAAGAAACCGCCAAAGAUACAUAAUGAGGACCGCCAGAAUUUUGUGGCCACUCGCAUGAGUCUGCCGCUCUUUAUGGUGUCACGAAACCGCAUUAAAAAGGAAAACCUGCCUCGAGUUCAGAAGCAAUUCAAGUUGGCCGGAAAGCACUACAAUGAAGAUUGCCAGAAGGAGAAUAGCAGGGAGGCCUACAGCAAGGCUACCUAUGACCACUAUCGCCACAUUACGGGCUUUGAUACGACAGUGAGGAAUCCGUAUCCGGAACGAAGGCCCCUCAAGCUAGAUCGCAGCAUGACCAAGUGGAGGAACUGGGCACUGCCGCCCAAUCAUUAUGGAGUGCCGCCCAUCCCCUACCAGCGCCUGAUGGGCACCAAGGGCUCCGUCUUCGCCAAGCCGCAUACCAACCAUAGCCGAGUUGUCAUCAAACCGCCACCGUACCGCUUCUACGAACUGCCCUCGGAGAUCGAGCGUUUCUACAAGCGGGAGAAUGCCCAAAAAGGCAUCUUUCUUUCAAAUGCUAGAGAUCGACGCCCCACAACCCAUUGCAUGAUCUCAAGCCUCGCGGGCUGCUAUCGAAAUCCCAAGGAGCCUGGCCCCUGCGACACCUACACGAAGUACUACGAGAUAAACGCCAAUACCGCGCCCAUCACCAAAACAGCCCGCCCGAAUCCGCAUUUGUUCUUGCGCCUUUCCUGUGUGCCCACCAAGCCGCACAGACAGAUACCGCGCCACAUAAGCAUGCUGCCCGCGCCAGGUCGUUACUGCACCAGUUACCCCAACGUGUGUCCUUGUCCCGCGGGCAAGAUCAAUGUGCCACAGCUUCAACUGCUCAUUGAUGAUCAGAAGCGUCUCAAAUUCCGACGCCAGCCCUUCGAGCGGAUCAGUCGGAAAAAGUAUUGUGAGCCUGAUUGGCGGCAUGUGGAGGGCCAGGGCUUCCGGCAUGUGUUCAUGAUGGGGAAGAAGGAUAAGCCAAAGCCGAAGAAGGCGACCACUUCAAAGAAGCCGGGAAAACUAAUCAACAUGUUUGCCGAUUCAAAGUACAUAAAUAUGCUCAGUCAGCCGCAGCGACAGGACAUCUCUACUCGGCCCUUCCCAGUGCCACCCUAUGUGCCCAAGAUCACCUACAACUGUGCCUCCAAGCGUGUGAUGCGUAAGCAGCUAAAGAACAACAAGAAAAUUGCCUUCAACAGCGGCCAGGAGCGAUGGAAGGAUGGCGAACGGCCGCUCCAGCUGACCAAUCGCCAACUGGAGGCCAUCAAGGCCAAGUUGCCCCCGGAAAGACGACUGGAGGAUCAUCCCAUAAACAUCCCAGAAAUCAUUGGCAGUCGGCUGCACCAGGUUCCGAAUCACCAGCGGGUCACCUUUAUGCCCAAGCUGCGAAAGCGCCUCUUCAAGUUCCUGCCCAUACCCGGAGCCCGGGUCCUGGUCACUGACAGUGAUAUCCGGCCUGAUGUCAACUUCGAUCCGGAGCAUCCGACCGGUAUGUACCGACGCAAGAUCGACGAGAAGGCCUUCUUCAAGGAUUCGGUAUUGCGCGCCAUGGAAUCCAAGGAUGAGGAGCAACCGGCGGAGGUCUUAACCUCUCCAUCGCAGGUACAGGUGCAUUCCGGCCGGUCGUCCGGGGUUCACAGUCACCGGGGCACGGUCACUGUGGCAGAACCGACGGAGCAGAAGAAGUCCGCUUCUAAGAUUUCAAUCCAAGGCUGAAACUGGCCCGGCGUUCUGGACCACGUUUGCGCCACCAGUUUGAAAAUCAGUUCGUUUUUUGAUUUAUGCCCCAUGCUCCAGUGAAUUCACGUGGCCCUUGGACCAAGAAAAUCGUAGAGAUGGCUUGAAAUAGCCUGAAAGUAUUGAAAUAAAAUAAAAAAAAAUUGGUCAUGUGAAA